AUGAAACCUUGGGAUAAAGAUGAUUAUGCAGAGUUUGAAGGUAUGCACACCGUUGUUACCAUGGUAAAGAAGGACGCUCGUGGAAGAGAUAUUAAAAAGAAGGAAAUACUUCAAGGCUCUGUUGGGAAAAUCUUUUCGGCCAAAGUAAAUGGAAAGUUUCCAUCUCGAAUCCUUAUUUCGGCUCUGGCUGGACGAGGAAAGACGACAGCUGUUGCUAAGAUGGCACACGACUGGGUUCACAGAGAGGAAGGGUCAGGAUUAGAAGACUUGCCACUUCUGUUCGUAGUCAAGUUUCGAAACACAAGUCACAGUACAUCGAUCGGAGAAGCCAUCAUAUCACAACUCCUGGGUGAUGUUGACGAUCUGACGCCAGAGGGGCUAGAAAGUUUCAUCAGACAGCAUCAGGGAGUCUGUCAUAUUGUACUAGAUGGUCUUGAUGAGUAUGCUGGUGUCUCUUCCUCAAGCAAUAUCAUGAGAAUUCUCCGCAGGGAAAUGUUUCCACGGUGUCGAGUACUUGUAACAACACGACCUCACCUAGAAUAUAUUUUUAGUCAAGGAGAUCUACCAUGGGUGUACACAAAGAUGGAGAUCGAAGGAUUCUCGCGAGACAGCUCACACGAUUACAUUGACAGGUUCUUUGCUUCUGUUCAGAAAGAUAUGAAAGCGAAUGCUCUGAAAGUUUACCUCGAUGAACAACCCCUAAUUGAGGAACUCGUAAAAACUCCGCUAUUUUGCCUCAUGGUCUGUCACUUGUGGUCUGAAGAUUUACUUCAGCGUGACACUACAACUCAAACAGAAUUACUCGACCAAGUUAACGUAUUUUUAAUGCUCCACGCAAAUGCCCGGACACCUGGCUUGAUAAAAAAUGCCAAACAACUAAACAAAAUAAUACUGAAACUGGGAGAAAUUGCUCUCACUGGUCUGAUCAAUGAUGCUAAGAAGUUAGUUUUCUCGUCUUGUGAUUUUCAGAGAGUUCCCUCUAUUUUUGAUAUGGCAUGCGCCCUAGGAAUAGUCUCAAAGAAUGUUGUUUCAACCAGACGCCUUCCACAACUUGACGAAGCAUUUCCCACUACCACAACUAAUAUUGAGUUUUAUCACAAACUUGCUCAAGAACAUGCAGCAGGAAAGUAUCUUGCUAAAAAAACAAACCGCUUUCUUUUGUUGUUGAAGUCCAGUAAGUUAGACCGAGUACUGAGAGAUAUAAACACAAGCAUUGGAGAAUAUGAAAAUCUUAUUCGAUUUUCUUCUGGUACGAAGAGCAAUCUCUGCAUUAGAAUAAUGGAGAACGUCCUUACAAAUAGUUAUUUAUCUGAGAGUGAGCGAUAUCGUAUUCUCCUAGACUGUUCAUCAGAGUCUGGGGUCAACGAUGGGAAUGUGUCAUCGCUGGUACGAAGGUGUGUGACGUCACGACGUAUGAUAUUAAAGUCACCAACAGUGUAUACUAUUGUUGGGAUGCUAAAUAUUCCACGUGAGCUGAAAGAGAAGGUUGUGAGUGUAGAAUUUGAGCAGUCUACCAUGGGAACCGCUGUGACAGAUGGACUAUGGGCCUGUCUUAAAUCAUUCCCGAUGCUAACUUCUCUCACCAUCUCAGACUCGUCUAUCGAUUUUCCUCCAUCUCCUCCUGAGCUACCAUCCAUCACAAGCCUAUCAGUUAAGGGAGUGACGUCACAAUGUUAUAAAGGUCUGAUCUCGAUGCUCCCUUGUUUGACAGACAUAGCAGAUAUGGAUAUCACUAUCGAUGAUGCAGAGGGAGACAUUGCCUAUAUCUCGGCUAGUUUUCGUCGGACUGGAGGACAAAAGCUAGAACGGAUAAUUCUUCGUGACGCUCCGUCAUCAUUCCCGUCACGGAAAAGUUCUUUCGGGACUGAGACAGAGGGAGGACUGAGGCUGCUAUAUGACAAAGACGCUACGAACAUGCUUAUAUUGCACAGCACUAAACAUUCGGAAAACAAAGGUCCUGUUGAACUCCUCGAGUCGUUUGCAUUUUUGGCAUCAUUGGCGGAACUGGAACUAGAAUUUCUUGAUGAUUGGUCUUUCAACUUCAAAACAACGUUUGGUGUUAAGAUAACCAAAUGUCAACUGUCUCCUGAGAUGACUACGAGAAUAUGGUCCUGUCUCAGUUCCUUCACCUCACUGAACCAUCUCAACAUCUCAGACUCAUCUAUCGAUUUCCCUCAAUCUCCUCCUGAGCUACCAUCCAUCACAAGCCUAUCAGUUAAGGGAGUGACGUCACAAUGCUUUGAAGGUCUGAUCUCGAUGCUCCCUUGUUUGACAGACAUAGCAGAUAUGGAUAUCACUAUCGAUGAUGCAGAGGGAGACAUUGCCUAUAUCUCGGCUAGUUUUCGUCGGACUGGAGGACAGAAGCUCGAACGAAUAAGUCUUCGUGACACUCCGUCAUCAUUCCCGUCACAGAAGAGUCCUUUCUGGAGUGAGACAGAGGGAGGACUGAGGCUGCUAUUCGACAAACGUGCCGCGAACAUGCUUAUAUUGCACAGCGAUAAACAUUCGGAAAACAAAGGUCCUGUUGAAGUCCUCGAGUCGUUUGCAUUUUUGGCAUCAUUGGCUCAACUGAAACUAGAAUUUCUUGAUGGUUGGUCUUUCAACUUUGGAACGACGUUUGGUGUUAAGAUAACCAAAUGUCAACUGUCUCCUGAGAUGACCACGAGAAUAUGGUCCUGUCUCAGAUCCUUUACCUCACUGAACGAUCUCACCAUCUCAGACUCAUCUCUCAGUUUCACCCCAUCUCCUCCUGAGCUACCAUCCAUCACAAGCCUAUCAGUUAAGGGAGUGACGUCACAAUGCUAUAAAGGUCUGAUCUCGAUGCUCCCUUGUUUGACCGACAUAGUAGAUAUGGAUAUCACUAUCGAUGAUGCAGAGGAAGACAUUGACUAUAUCUCGGCUAGUCUUCGUCGGACUGGGGGAAAGAAGCUAGACCGAAUAAUUAUUCGCGACACUCCGUCAUCAUUCCCGUCACGGAAGAGUUCUUUCGGGACUGAGACAGAGGGAGGACCGAGACUGCUAUUCGACAAACAUGCCACGAACAUGCUUACAUUGCACAACGCUAUACAUUCGGAAAACAAAGGUGCUGUUGAAGUCCUCGAGUCGUUUGCAUUUUUGGCAUCAUUGGCUCAACUGGAAUUAGAAUUUCUCGAUGGUUGGUCUUUCAACUUUGGAACAGCGUUUGGUGUUAAGAUAUCUAAAUGCCAACUAACUCUAGAAAUGGCUAAGAGAAUGUGGUCCUGUCUGAGUUCCUUUACCUCACUGAACCAUCUCCACAUCUCAUUCCCAUCACUCAGUUUCUUUAAAUUUCCUCCUGAGCUACAAUCCAUCAGAAGUCUAUCAGUUGAGGGAGUUACGUUACAGAACUACAGAAUUCUGAUCUCAUCGCUCCCUGGUUUUGUAGACAUAGUGCAUAUUGAUAUCACUAUCGAUGAUCCAGAGAGAGACAUAGCCUUUAUCACGGCUGGUCUUCGUCAGAAUCGACGACAAAAACUCACAAACAUUACCCUUCGCACUCUGUACUCACUUCCAAUAAAGCGGUGUCGCGUAUCUAGCGAGACCUUGAGAGGACUGAGUCUGCUCAUCAAGGAACAUACCAAGAACCUAAUGGAGUUCUAUCUGGGCUGGGUGAAGUGCGCAUACGAGGAUGACUUGGUUUAUCUCAUUGAAUGCUGCAGAUAUGUGAAGACGAUGGAGCGUGUAGAGUAG
This is a messenger RNA of Lytechinus variegatus (green sea urchin), 3708 nucleotides long. RefSeq lists its product as uncharacterized. The coding region runs from base 1 to 3708 and encodes 1235 amino acids. The transcript has 8 exons. Lineage: Eukaryota; Metazoa; Echinodermata; Echinoidea; Temnopleuroida; Toxopneustidae. The record is from RefSeq and is a predicted model, not a curated record.